Molecule: messenger RNA, 219 nt
Organism: Spirodela intermedia
Lineage: Eukaryota; Viridiplantae; Streptophyta; Magnoliopsida; Alismatales; Araceae
Source: the annotation of a GenBank genome assembly
AUGGGUGACAUGGGCUCCACUCCCCGGGGAGACAUCCUCCCCGGGGACAUCAUCCCGAAGGAGGCCUGCAGAAAAGAGUUGUGCCCUGGUUCCGCCGUCUUCGGGGAGAAGACGCUGCUCGUGUUGAUAGGCGAGAGCAAAGUCUGCUGCUGGAGCUGCUGGUGCUGCUGUUGCUGCUGCUGGAGCUGCUGGUGCUGCUGUUGCUGCUGCUGGUGCUGA